Messenger RNA from Strongylocentrotus purpuratus (purple sea urchin), 2186 nucleotides. RefSeq names its product heparan sulfate glucosamine 3-O-sulfotransferase 1. NCBI's taxonomy places the organism in Eukaryota, Metazoa, Echinodermata, Echinoidea, Camarodonta, Strongylocentrotidae. Gene Ontology annotation, molecular function: [heparan sulfate]-glucosamine 3-sulfotransferase activity. Bases 337 to 1593 code for a protein of 418 amino acids. The record is from RefSeq and is a predicted model, not a curated record. The transcript has 2 exons.
CUACUGCAAGUCCGAGCAAUGCAUAAUACUAUACAGGUAUCCAUGUGUGCGCAUCUUAAGGGAUCAUUGUACGUAAAAAUCCUUUAAAAUUCACCUUGAGCAACUUUUCCUUCCAUAUUUCAACUGAAGACCUUCAAGUUAUGACAAUCACCACGUCUCUUGAUUUAGUUGAUGAUGCUUUCUUCAGCCGUGAUGUGAAUUUAUUACUCAUGGGUGUACUACUAUACAGGCCUAGCUAGCUGACAUUAUAGUGGUAAUACGAGUACCCUCCUGGCAUCACGUGACAAUCACAUCGACUCAACCCCCUGAUUUACCCCAGGAGGUCAUUCAUUAACCAUGCUGAGGAACAACCUCAUGAGACGGGAUACAGCAAACGCGCGCAGAAUCAUCCCAGUAUGCGCAUUAAUUAGCGCAUGCGCACUAUUACUCCUUAUCCACAAUGGAAAGGUACCAUCAGUCCUUACGUUUGGUACACGCAAUUCUGGAUCGGAGAAUAUCUUACGGGAGGCGCGUAGUGGACGAUACUUCUACAACCGCACCGCCAUCCGCUUUAAGAAAACAUCCGAGGUGCGGCAAUGCUAUCACCUAUCGCGUUCUCUGAGGAACCAGCUCCUUGAUAUCGAUAGUCUGGGUAGCAUCGGCUGCAAACAGCGAGUACCCAAUGUGAUUAUAGUAGGAGUGAAGGAAGGUGGAGAAGGAAUACUUCGGUUUUUUCUUGAUAAACACCCUUCCGUUAUGUUUCCUUCAUCCGAUACAAUCCGUUACUUCGAUAGACCAACGUUCCGCAAGUUGAAGGGAAUGGCGUGGUACAUGGAAAAAAUGCCUUACACGUCUCCUGAUCAGGUUACGAUCGCAAUGGGCUCGGACUACUUCGCGAGUCGCGUUGCACCCGAUGGCAUUCGAAACGACAUCGUACCAAAACCGAAGCUGCUCGUCAUUCUUCGGGAUCCAGUGAAGCGCGCCCUCUUAGAAUACUACUCUGUUCAAUCGGUGAAAGGGAAUCCUCCUAGCAGCGGGUUGGUGAAAAGUGCCGGCCAGUAUCCAUAUCUUGAUAGCUUUCAUCACAUCGGCGAUUCCUUCGCAAGUUCCGUCAUCAAUGACGACGGCGACGUCAAUGUUUGGAACGGCGUCGUCAAUGUGGGCAUGUAUGUGAUCCAGCUCCGAAGAUGGUUUGAGUGGUUUGGUAGUUCACAGGUUAUGAUCAUCGACGGUGAUCGGUUAGAAAAUAAUCCAAUACCGGUAAUGAAGUCUGUCGAAGACUUUAUCGGUGUGCCCCGAUACCUCAACGCAACGGCAAUUAAAUACGAUGCUGAUGCUAAGACACACUGCUUGAUAAAACCAUUCCAAUUAUGCCCUCCCGCCAAGUUAUCAUAUCCUGCUCCAGAUCAGAACACUGUCAAUACAUUACGAUCUUUCUACCACCGUUACGAUCGUCAACUCUACCAGAUGCUAGGUCGGAAUUUCACUUGGUUCAAAGAAUCGCUUUUCGUCAACCAAACGGCGUCUUCUUUCUCCGAAACACAUCAAGCAGCAGAAAAGGAAACUCCGGUUCAAGAAUCGUCAGACCAAUUGCUUGAAGAGGAGACUCAAUAAACGGUGUUGUUGACUAUAAAGAGAGAAAAAAAAUAGAACCAUAUCGGUUCUACCUCAUGCAUGCAAUGAGGCGCGUGGGCCUACUUGCUUAGCUGACGAUAGAGAAACUGCGUCGAAGCAGGAUGAACGCAACGUAAACUAAAUGUGAGGCAAUCGGAACGCAAUAUGCAUGCAUUGUAACUGUCGUGAGAACGUAUACUGUUAUUAUUGCUAGAUAACAUUAAAACAAAUUUGUUUUGAACUAUUACAUUAUUUUGAACCUUUAACACUUUUGAGUAUUGGUGUUGUUCAGCCAUAAUUAUUUGACCUUUCAAUGUUAUACAUUUUUUAUAACUGUGUACGUUUAUUGUUUUUCAUGCCAGUACAUCUAAUUUCUUUUGUUUAACUAACUACAUUAAUCUAAUAAUAUACCAUUGUCAUUCUGUGUUGAUAUCCGAUUUGCAAUGUUAUUGAACGUAUUUUCAUUUUUAGUUACAAAGCGUGAUAAUUGGAGAAGCAUCAUCUGCAAAAAGGUGAGAGUGUAUUUGAGGCUCUAUAAUAUUGAUGUUAUCUGAUUGUAAUCAACUGAUUAAACAUGAAUGGUUUCCCAGCAA